This is a messenger RNA of Mitosporidium daphniae, 780 nucleotides long. RefSeq names its product U3 snoRNP-associated protein Utp5. The coding region runs from base 1 to 780 and encodes 259 amino acids. Gene Ontology annotation, biological process: maturation of SSU-rRNA from tricistronic rRNA transcript (SSU-rRNA, 5.8S rRNA, LSU-rRNA). The record is from RefSeq and is a predicted model, not a curated record. The transcript has a single exon. Gene Ontology annotation, cellular component: nucleolus. Lineage: Eukaryota; Fungi; Microsporidia.
AUGGCAAAAAGGAAACGAAAUAACAGUGUCCUGCCUUCUUCGCCCAUUGAAGGAUCAUAUUUGACCAAGGACGAGGAGAACCCCACAGUACCUUUGCAGAAUCAUUUUGGUUCCGACAAAAAGACACUGGUGAGCACGCUUUCUCAAGCGGUCCAUUUGAAUGACACUUCUAUGUUGGAGAUGGCAUUUUCUGAAGGGCUCAAAGAUCCUUCGCUCAUCGAGAUAACUGUAAGGCGACUACCGCAAGCACUUGCAAUUCCAUUUUUCAAAAAACUGGGGCUUUGCAUCGUGGAGUCACCAAACCGUCUGAUGGUGUAUUUGCCUUGGGUUUCUGCGCUAAUCAGUGCACAUUGCUCAAUUAUCCUAUCAACGCCAUUGCUGCAUGAGCAGUUGAGGAGUCUGUUGGAGACGCUUGAAUCCAGAUUAUCUUCGCGAUCAGAGCUCGAGAGGUUAUCGGGAAAACUAAAUUUUCUCGUGGAUCGGAUUGGGAUGCGACUGGAGGGCGGCCUUACUCCGCAAGAGAAGGAGUUUGUCCCUGCCCAGGUCUUUUCUGAGAGAAUAGAAGAUGAAGCUACUGAGCAGGCGGAUCUAGACACGGAAGAUACUGAAGAUGCAGAUAGCGUAGAUGGUUCUGAUCGAGACGCUUCAGAUGGCCACUCUGAUGAGGGCGAAUCUGCAACUACCAUUGAGGAAGAUUCGGACCAAGAAUCAGAGGAAGAGCAAAGUGAUGCCUCCAUUGGCGAAGACUGUAGUGACAAUGCAUCCAGUGCCGACGAUUAA